UCUGACAUAUAUUAUGGCAUAAAUAUAGUGGCGGGUGAUGUCAGCAGUGAGAAGCGUCACUUGCUGCAACACACACACACCAUCCUUCACUUCCCAUUUCAUCCUCAUUUUUCUCCUUAUUUGGUUAAUUACUUGCAGGCCGUGGGCAGUUUCUCGUGACCUACAUCUUCGUGCAAAUUUAGGAAGAAUGACAAAGAUGAGUGAAUCGCGCAUGGAAUUUCGUCUGAAGAAUACACCUAGUGACUGCAUCCAGAGUGUAAAAUUUGGGCCGUCUUCAUCUCAGUUUCUCUUGGUAGCAUCAUGGGACAAGAGUGUUCGCCUCUUUGAUGUUGUGAACAAUAAUAUGCGACUGCAGUAUCAACACUCAGGUCCAGUCCUUGAUUGUUGUUUCCAGGAUGCAGUACAUGCUUAUAGUGGAGGCUUAGAUGGUCAGCUCAAGACCUUUGAUCUAAACACUAAUACAGAAUCUGUAGUUGGUGCCCAUGAGGCACCAAUAAGAUGUGUCGAGUUUUGUCCUGAAGUAAAUAUGGUAAUUACUGGAUCAUGGGACUCCAAUGUAAAACUUUGGGAUCCACGUGGACCACGCGAGGUUGGCACAUUCCAACAGCCCAGUAAGGGGUAUGUAGUGUCAAGUAUUGAAGGCAGAGUUGCAGUAGAAUAUCUCGACCCCAGCCCUGAGGUCCAGAAAAAGAAAUACGCCUUCAAGUGCCACAGACUCAAAGAAGAUGGAAUUGAGAAAAUAUUUCCUGUUAAUGCUAUUAGCUUCCACAAUGGAUAUAACACUUUUGCCACUGGUGGUUCUGAUGGGUAUGUUAACAUAUGGGAUGGGUUCAACAAGAAAAGAUUGUGUCAGUUCCACCGUUAUCCAACUUCCAUUUCAUCUCUCUGCUUCAGUAAUGAUGGUAACACACUUGCAAUUGCCUGCUCCUUCAUGUAUGAGCAAGAAAAAAUUGAUCCCAUGCCAGAAGACUGCAUCUUUAUUCGUCGUGUAACAGACCAGGAGACUAAACCCAAAUAAGCUGGCUGACAGCAAGACGUCACAAUCGUCCAUUCAGUAUUUAUCCCUCUUGAAUAUUUUACCACCGAGGGCAGUCCAUUACACGGGUCCAAGGUGUGGUGGUGGGCUGGUGGGUUAUAGCACUCAUAGUAUCUUGAUUUUAUGUCAGUUCUUGCUAACUUUGCUAUUUUGCAGGCAAAAUUCCUGUCAUAAAUAAGAUUAUUAUACUCAGAAUGGUUUACAAUACUUGCUCUUAUUGAAAACUGAUGACUGGUGCUUUUCUUGUGUCAAAAGGAUACUGUAUUUUAAUAAUGUUCAAACUAGUGUGGUCAUAGUCUGUAUUGUAUGAUACAAAACCUUAAUGUAAGUUUUAAUAUUAAAUGCAAGUAUUUGUGGAUACGUUAAAACCUGAAAUGGGCAGUCGUGUUUCAAAUGUGUAAGACCAUAUCUUUCAAAUGUUACUCUCUGAUUAUGCUCUGUUCAUGAAACUUUUCUUCCACAAUUCAAGUUCAACAUGCAGUGCAAAUUAUAAAUUUCUGAAAUUUUUUUGGUGAACAUAAAAAUGUAGAAUUGGAGUAGUUUGUAGGAGGUACUCAGUAAACUGAAUAUGUUUGGGAACCUCUCGUUGGAAAUUGAACUUCAAGCUGUAUAGCUGUUUGAGGACAAAUUCUGUAGCAGCUUUCCCAACAAGGAAGAGCAUUUGUAUAUGGCACCGAACUCCAUGUUACUAUCCACAUGGAUGAGGGACCAUUUGUUUUGUAAAACCUUAACAGCAAUAAUACAGUAGAGCUUUGUUCAGUCUAAUAUGUAGGCUGUGCACAUGGUUAAUAUACCUGCCACCAUCCUUUACCUAAACUGUUACAUAAUUAUUUUUGCAUUUUUUGUAAUGCUAUCAACUGUCAUAUACAUGGUGGCAUUUUCUCUCCCUAAUUGCUUUGUCAACAUGCCAUAUAUUGCCGGCCAUAAGAUGCCUUUUGUUUUAGAAAAUAAGUAUGCUCAUGGUUGUAAUAAACAGAAUGCUGAAAGAAUUUCCUGGACGAUCUGCUGUAUGGUGCUAAUGUUGUUAAACCGAAGGAUUGCGACAGUCCUAGGACUGAGUGGAUGGGUGUGUCUGGUGAAAAUAUUUUUGCCAUAAGUUACUUUACUUUUUAAUUGAUGUUUACUAUAAUUAUUAAUGCUAACAUAGUUAAAUUUUUGUGAAGUCCUCUGUGACCCAUGUUUUUAAUAUAAUUUUUAAGUGAUCAAUUAUGGAAAGAAAAUAUGAAGAUAAGUACAUAAACUCAAGAAUUUUGUGGGUUAGAGUAAAGGUGGAAUGCAAAAGUGGGCUACAGUAUGUGCAUACCUUGGGGUGAGAGGUGUUUAGGAAAGACAGAUUUUGGGGGGUGUUGAGUGAUUGCUAAGGGAGUUUUUGAGAUAAGUGAGAGAAUUAUUAUGGUGGGGAACCUUUAUGCUAAUGUGGGAGAGAAUUAUAGAUGCUGUAGUAGGUAAGUUCGAUGUACCAGGGGUAAAUGAAAAUGGAGACCCUUAAUUGAGUUUUAUAGAAAGGGGUUUGAUUAUAGGUAAUAUUUUGAAGAAAAUUAGGAUAAAUAAUUAUAAGAGAUGUGUAGGGUGCUGUUAUAACAGUUUGAUAGCCUACAUUAAUAAACAAAAGUUUAAUAGGUAUACUUGAAAAUGUAGGAUUGCUGGUGGGUUUUUUUUUUUCUGUCUCAUAAACGUGCAGGAUUUCAGGUACGUCUUGCUACUUCUACUUAUACUUAGGUCACAUUGCACAUGCAUGUGCAAGCAUGUGCAGUUUUCUUCUGUUCCUUACUAGUUCUUGUUCUUGUUUAUUUCCUCUUAUCUCCAUAGGGAAGUGGAACAGAAUUCUUCCUCUCUAAGCCAUGUGUGUCAUGAGAGGUGACUAACAUGCCGGAACCAAGGGGCUAGUAACCCCAUCUCCUGUAUACAUUACUAAAUUAAAAAAAGAGAAACUUCAGAUUUUUCUUUUGGGCCACCCUGCUUUGGUGGGAUAUGGCUAGUUAGUUGAAAGAAAAGAAAGAUGUACACAUUUUUUGAGGAGCAACAGAUACAUCAUUAUUUAGUUGUAGCUACAGCAAAAGUUAGAUGGAGUACAAGGAGAGCAGCAGUGGUAGGUAAGAGGUAAGUGAAAGUAAAUGAAUUAGGGAAAGAGACAGUUUCAGAAAGAUAUAAUCAACUAUUGGAAAAAAAAAAACUGAGAAGUGGGCUAGAGAAAGCACAAGAAAUGAGGAGGGAAUCGAGGAGGUAUGGGGUAAAUUAAAGAAUGCAGUGCUAGAGUGUAUGGUAGAGGUUUGUGGUUAUAGGAGGGUGGGUGCAGGUAGGAAGAGCAGCAGUUUUUUGAAUGAUAAGGUAAAGACGGUGGAAAGGGAGAAAAACCUAUAUAUGACAGGGCUUACAAUGUAAAAAAUGUUAGAUUGAACUCAGAGCAUGUGGAGAGGAAGAGCCAGGUUAAGAGUGGUGAAGAAGCAAAAAGAAGAGCCAGUGAGAGAAUUGGAGAGAAUCAGCAAAAUUUGCUGAGAAUAAGCUGGUUUGGAGAUCAGUAAGGUAAGGAAGCCUUGAGAGAAAAGGGACUUAUCAAUUAAAUACUAUUAUUAUUAGAGGAUUGUAUUGGUGCUAUAUGGUAGGAAAUUCAGUAAAUUCUUUUCUAGUAAUAGACACAAACCAUUACCUGUGAUGUCACAAAGGUAAUUAACCCAUUGACUGUUCAAACGUAGAUCUACGUGCGCUUGCCCAGCGCUCCGAAUAUUUGGAAUUUUUUUUUUUUUUUUUAUAAAUUAAAGAGGGCAGUUUUCUGUGUGUAAUAAGACCAAAAAAUAAUUUUAGGACCAGUACUUACUGAGAUAUAAGACCAUGAAGUUGGUGCUGGAUGCUCACCUGACAGCAACAUGGAGUCCCGCCACUUGCAGAAGUGUUGCCGAUGUAACAUUUUUUCUCAUUUUUAUAUAAUUUUUAUGUUCUGAUAAUUACAAUUUAUAGUAGUUCUUGUUGUUUCAUAGCCAAUCUUUGUUCUGACACUAAUAUUAGGUACUGAAGUUGUACUCAAAUUGUCACAAACACACUGACAGGUCAAUAUUUACACCUGCCUUGGUCAUUUACUAUUGUCUAGGAAUAUAUACAAAGUAUUUAUAGGUCCCAGCAAUGUUUUAGACCUGCUGGAGUAUAUAUGAAACUCCUAGAAGCAUGGUGUUAAGACAAGUGUUACUAAACCACUUACAGGGUAUAAGCAGUGGAGUGACACGAUGACUGUGCACUGCUGCAUGGAACCCUGGCAUUAUUUGUUUUCACUGUUACACACAAACAUGUCUAAAAAUAACAAAAAAAAGGCACAAUACCAUGACUGGAACGAUACACAAAUAACCCGCACAUAAAAGAAAGAAGCUUACGACGACAUUUCGGUCCGACUUGGACCAUUUACAAAGUCACACACAUGUCUGUCUGUCAAGCUAUGUUUAUCUGUCUUUCUGCUUUCCUUUGUGUGUGUGUCUUUCUGUCUGCCCAUGUGUGUCUUUGUCUGCCUGUGUGUAUCUAUCUUUCUGUCUGCUUGUCUGUCUGGUCUCAGAGUUGCUCAUGAACCAACUGGUGUUACACACGAUUACGUCUGAUUCCUGAACAAGUGAAAAUGCGUAUUACUUGCCAGUUGCCAGACAUGCAUAUUAUGCAUUAUAUCUACAAGCACAGUAUAGCACUUUGUUUGAAUUUUUUGGGUUAUCCUAGGUAAUUUACACUAUGUAUAAUUGUAUUUACGUGUGUGUGUACCUGUGAGAUAAACAGACAGAGAUAGACAGAGCCAGAUAGAUAGAGACAGACAAGACGUAGAGACAGCCAAUCAGCCAGCCAGCCUGCCAAACAUGUCUUACACAUUCUAGAAUUUUCUUUUUACUUAGAUGACACUACCAAUGGUACCAAAAUUGAAAAGGUGUUGCACAAAUUUUGCACUUGGGUUAUUAUCGAGGUUUUUGAUAUUUCUUCUACCACUUGUGGCCACAUCCACUUCAAAACCACUAAACUCGGGGUCAACAUCACUUUCCUCUUAAAAGGGGAGUGUUGACACAUGACAUCAGUGAAUCCUUGGUGUUUGCUGUGCUGUUUGCUCUAGCUGGCUCUCAAUUGAACUGGUGCUCCCACAAGGUACUAAGUGGUCCCAGAUUUUUUUAAUAUUGCGCACACCGAGUGUUAAGACCCAUUCUGUGCUGAACAGGCAUCUCAGGCCAAUCAUGCCAAAUUUGGAGGCAGGAAGAAUAAAAUGUAGAUCUACGUUUGGAGCGCUAGUGGUAAGAACGUAGAUCUACGUUUGGACAGUUAACGGGUUAACUGACAUAGCAUAGAAUCCCACCUAUCAUGUGGGUUGAGUAUGUGAAAAUUUAUGCUCUGUGAUGUCAUUAUGUGAAGAGCACAUGAGAAAAAUAGCAUUGUAUUUGUUCUUGACACCUAAAAAAAAAACUUGUUGACCUAGGAAUGCGAGGAAAGGGUUGAUGUGGACUGAUUUGGAGUACAGUAGACCGUCAUUUAGCAUGAGUUUAUUUGGCACAAUUUGAGUAUAGCACGAUUGAAGAAUUGACACAUUUUUAUGUAACAUGUCGUAUGAUCAAUUUAACACGAUUUGCGGGAGGGGAAAAAAUUUUGAGCGCCCAGUCACCCACGGUGGGUUAUACCAUUGAGUCAAUGGAGGAGGCCUACUGCCAUCCCCCUGCCACCCACACCCACCCCCACCACGCUCCCAGCCUCUCGGUUCACACGCGUGCAAGACGAAGGUACUCGGGAACCUAGCUGUGUUUAUAUACAUACAUAUUUUCUUAAUUUUAUUGCCAUUUGUUAAAUCUGCCAAGCAGUAAUGGCACCCAGUAAGCAUACAAGUGUUGCUGAAAGUGACAAGAAAAGGUUUAAGCGUUAAAGUCUAGGAAUUGCGAAGAAAAUUGAGAUAUUAGAUAAGCUUAAGAGUGGAUCAUGUGUGGUGGAUAUAGUGAGGGCCUAUGGCCUUAAUGAAGUGUUGGUUCUUACAAUUAAAAAGAAUGAGGCGAAUAUAUGAGCUUGCGUAAUGAAUAACCCAAGAUGUCAUCUCAUGAAAAGGAUGACACGUAGGUCCCAACAGGUAAAUAAAACAAAACUUGUUGCUUGAGUUGAUUGAACAAAUGACAAAGAAAGGUGCACCACUUAAUUUCCUCUUAAUUAAGGAAAAGGCCUUACAGUUGUUUAAAGCAGUGUGUGAUAAGGAAGGAAGACCUGAAAAGGUGUGUGUUUAGCACAGGCUGAUUCCACAACUUUAAGUUGCAUAAUAAGUUACAUAAUAUUAAGUUUUCUGGUGAAAGUACUUAAGCUGAUCAUACAGCAGCAAGUAAUGUUCCUGCUGAAUUGCAGGAAAUUAUUUCUGAGGGUGGCUAUGAGCCACAUCAAGUGUUUAAUGCUGACGAGACGAGUGUUUUUUGGAAAAAAAUGCCAACACAAACUUAUAUCAGUCGGCAAGAGAAGAGUGCACCGGGCUUCAAGGCAGCAAAGGACCGCUUCACCUUGCUCCUUUGCGGUAAUGCAUCAGGUGAUUUCAAGUGUAAGCCCAUGGUUAUUUACUGCUCUAAGAAUCCUCGUGCUUUGAAAGGUGUAGAUAAAAACAUCUUAUCAGUAAUUUGGAGGUCAAACCAGUCAGCAUGGAUGACAGAGGAAAUAUUUAUUGACAGGUUUAAGCAUCACUUUAUUCCUGAAGUCAAGUUUUACCUGCACAGCAAGAACUUUGCAUUCAAGACUCUCUUCGUUCUUGAUAAUUCCUGUACUCAUCCACAAGCUUUGCUGGAUGUGACCCCGCAUGUAAAAGUUGUAUUUUUACCUCCAAAUACAAUAUCUUUAAUACAACCACUGGAUCGAGGAGUUAUUAACUCAUUCAAGUGUAACUACACAAAAAAGUUAUGAAAAAACUAGUUGCAUCAAAGGACUCUGAUUCCAACUUGGCACUACCAAGCUUCUGGAAUAAAUUUAACAUUGCAGAUGCUAUCAGCUGUGCUAGAAGUGCAUGGAAUGAAGUGCCCCAAUCAACAUUAAAUGCAGGCUGGGGAAAGUUAUCCCCUUCUGUGGUUAAUUCUUUCACUUGUUUCACCUUGCUUGAGAGUCAGGUUCAGGAAAUUGUUCAGCUGGCAAGGAGAUUACCAGGUGAUGGUUUUGAAGAUAUGAAUGAAGACGAUGUGAAUGAGCUCUUAGAAGAUGAUGAUGAUGAUGAUGAAGGCAGGAGUCCAGAGGAAAUGUUAGCAGAGCUCGAUGUACAGAUACAAGGGAGGGACAUAACAGAAGAUGAUGAUGAAGAACCUGAAGAAAACCAGUUAACAUUGCAGCAGUUACGUGAGCAGUUCCAUAUUAUUGGUAAAGUUGCAGACUUUUUCACUGAAGAGGACCCUGACAAAUCUAGCAGCAGUGCUUUGAAAUGGGGUCUAGACCAGCUGAUGCCUUACUGUCAGCUGUAUAAUGUAUUGCAGGGUAAAACAGCCCAGAGAACCAUUAUAGAAUUUAUGCACACUCCAAUGCAACCAUCGACUUCAGUACCAGAACCUCUACCAUCCACUUCUGUCGACAACCAACAACUAUCCACCUCAGCCCAGUAGGGCCACACCAUCCAUAUCUACUUUUUUUUUUUUUUUUUUUUUUUUUUUUUUUUUUUAAUCACACUGGCCGAUUCCCACCAAGGCAGGGUGGCCCGAAAAAGAAAAACUUUCACCAUCAUUCACUCCAUCACUGUCUUGCCAGAAGGGUGCUUUACACUACAGUUUUUAAACUGCAACAUUAACACCCCUCCUUCAGAGUGCAGGCACUGUACUUCCCAUCUCCAGGACUCAAGUCCGGCCUGCCGGUUUCCCUGAACCCCUUCAUAAAUGUUACUUUGCUCACACUCCAACAGCACGUCAAGUAUUAAAAACCAUUUGUCUCCAUUCACUCCUAUCAAACACGCUCAUGCAUACUUUCUCCACAAUUAUCAACACACCAUUACCCACAGUUUAAGUUAAGGUAAGAAAUACUAUUACAGUGGACCCCCGCAUAACGAUGGCAUCACAUAGCGAUUAUUUCGCAUACCGCUUACUUUAAUCGCAAAAUUUUUGCCGCGCAUACCGAUUAAAAACCCGCUCACCGAUUUUCGUCCGAGACGCGUCCAAUGUGCGCCCUCAGCCAGCCUCACAUGUGCCGCCCGUGCCAUUGUUUACCAGCCAGCCUCCGUGGUAACAUCCAAGCAUACACUCGGAAUAUUUCGUAUUAUUACAGUGUUUUCGGUGCUGUUUCUGGAAAAUAAGUGACCAUGGGCCCCAAGAAAGCUUCUAGUGCCAACCCUGUGGUAAAAAGGGUGAGAAUUAGUAUGGAAAUUAAGAAAGAUUUUGAAGGGUUUGGGGCUAACCCUGAGAAGCCUAUGCCAGUUGUGGAAUCCAUUGUGCCUACUUCAAAGAUUAAGGAAAUGUGUGCACAGUGGGUUGAACUGCAAACCUUUAUGGAUGAAAAUCACCCUGACACAGCUGUUGCAAGCCGUGCUGGUGACUAUUUCAAUGACAAUGUUGUGGCCCAUUUUAGACAAAUCAUAAAGGAACGGGAGGUACAGAGCUCUAUGGACAGAUUUGUUGUGCGACAGAGGUCCAGUGACUCUCAAGCUGGUCCUAGUGGCAUUAAAAGAAGAAGGGAAGUAACCCCGGAAAAGGACUUGCUACCUCAAGUCCUAAUGGAAGGGGAUUCCCCUUCUAAACAGUAAGAAGAUAAUGCUCUCCCCUCCUCCUCCCAUCCCAUCAAUCAUCACCAGAUCUUCAAUAAAAGUAAGUGUCAUGUAAGUGUGCAUGCCUUUUUCAGUUUGUGUGUAUUAAAAUUAACAUUUCAUGUGGUAAAAAAAUUUUUUUUUCAUACUUUUGGGUGUCUUGCACGGAUUAAUUUUAUUUCCAUUAUUUCUUAUGGGGAAAAUUCAUUCACAUAACGAUUAUUUCGCAUAACAAUUACCCCUCUUGCACGGAUUAAAAUCGUUAACCGGGGGUCCACUGUAUUUCUAUUGCAUUUGUAGUCUUAAGCAGUAAUAUAUCACGACAAUGAACUACAAUUACAUGUUCACUUUUAUUUUUGUAAGAUCUGUUGGUCUAAAAAAAAGUUGUUUGGCUUUUUGGGGGCUCCCGGGAAUGUAAUCCUAUUUUCCCUAUAAGUUCUUCAGUUCAUUUAGCAUGAUUUUACCUAAAAUGGCAUUUUCAGGAAUGUAACUACCAUGCUAAAUAACGGUCUACUGUAGUUGAAUUAGUGGGUUUAGACAGUCGUGAAAUAUCGUACAUGUAACUUAAAAACGCUAUGCAAAAUUUUUCUUCCUGUGAAUUCUGGCUUCUGGUGCAUGUUGAUCUUGAGAUGAAGAGAAGGGGUUGCUGUGGCCUUACUAAACAAAGGUGGAUGGCUGUGGGUAUGGUGGUGAUAGUGCUGAAGAGUUAUAAUUAGAUGCUCAUUCUGUAAUACUGGAUUUUACUCUGCAAUACUUAAUACAGCUGACAGUAAGGCAUCACUUGUUCCAGACUCUGCUUCAUAGUAAUGCUUCUAGCUGUCAGGUCCUUACCAGUCAUCAGUCAAAAAUUUUGCAAUGUUACCAAUACCAUCUUGCAUAUGUUUUGGAAUGUCAUCCUUGUUUUUCUACCUCCCUUCUAACUGAGAAUUGAGCUCCAGCAUUUCUUCUGCAGCUUGUUCUGCAUCAUCUGAGUUCAUUUAUGUAUUUUCAGAUCUGCCAUUUCCUGUAGUUAUGUGGUUAGCAGAUGCAUUUUUCCCACUGAACUUGAUUAUGUAACCAACUAUGCAUUCAAAAACAGCUAGGUCAUCUAGUAGUAAACAAACCCUUGUGCAGGCUGUGUUUGCACAGUCUUUAAUAGUGUGAGAGCUUCUCUUGGAACAUUAGGGGCUUUGUGGGGCACCUUACUGUUAUCUGCUUAUUCUAUGCUUUCAGAAGCUUUUCUGCAUUAUUUAGCUGUAUUGACAUGUGACAUUGUUUUUAGUUGGUCAUAAUCUGGAUUGCUCAUUGCUCAAGUGCUUUUCACUUCAUUGUCUCAAAUUUAAUGAACUGUUGAUUUUCUAACAUUGAAGCAGCACACUGUCUUGAUAGCCCACUCAUCACCUUUAAGCGUAUCUGUUACCUCAUUUUUUUUUUUUAUAAACAGCUAUAGUUUCAUGCUUAUAUUUCUUGGCUAUGGUUAACAUUCAGAGAAGAGAACAAGGUGAUGGAAAAAAAAAAAAGUGCAAAAGGAUUAGGACGA
Molecule: messenger RNA, 10242 nt
Organism: Cherax quadricarinatus
Lineage: Eukaryota; Metazoa; Arthropoda; Malacostraca; Decapoda; Parastacidae
Source: RefSeq, a predicted model, not a curated record